Molecule: messenger RNA, 1542 nt
Organism: Cyprinus carpio (common carp)
Lineage: Eukaryota; Metazoa; Chordata; Actinopteri; Cypriniformes; Cyprinidae
Product: opticin-like
Exons: 5
Coding region: 773-1531 (252 amino acids)
Molecular function (GO): protein binding
Source: RefSeq, a predicted model, not a curated record
AUAUCUGAAACACAGUUGCUAAUUGAGAAGUGACGCAAGAUCUCUUAAAAAAAAAAAAGGAAUGAAGCAGGAGCGUCUGUUUGUGUCUCGUCUGGCAGACGCCAGAAAAAAAUCAGAGGAUGUCAAAGGUCGUCCACUAGGUUUGCUAUUGGACCCUCAGUCUGAGUCAAAUCACAAACAGCUGACCUCACUGACCUGCUUAAUCCAGCAUGAAAUAACAUUAAGUCCAUUAGUUUAAAUCAGAUUUUAAAGGUUGUUCAGUCAGAACUAUGUUUUGAAGCUUCAGCAAAUCAAGUCAAACAAUUACGACACAGAUUUUCUGCUCAGUUCUCACUAUAAUAUUAACAGGUCUAAAAAGUUUAGGAUUGAAUAGACUAGAAACCACAAGGGUGAACUGACCGCUCCCAGAACAAUACAAGAUGCUUCCAGGAAUCGUAAACUGUCUUCUGGAACACCAAAACAUUCUAAAGCAUUUAGUGGCAAAACUAGGAAUCCUUGCAUCUCACUAUACAGUAGGACACGCAUCUGAAAACUACAAGAAGAUUAUACCAGUAGGGAGAGGUAAAUUACCAAACCAGACUACACCACUGACAGGGCUGUAGAAUUAGUGACAGCUGAGCAAACUGACCUGGUCAUCCCCCAGCUGAGCUCCCACCUCUCCCCCUCACCUAACCAUGUCCUCAGUCCGGGGACAGUUAUUCAUUGCUUAAACCACAGAAGAACACAAGGCCAGCUUCUAUACCACUGUUGCCCUAAGAUCUGCUCUCAGGCCAUGGCUGUUCACAGACAAAAAUCAAAGAUGGCACUGUACCUUGUUUGGACCAUAAUGGGCUUUAGUCUAAGUGCCCCUCCAGUUGUUUUGGGCCCUACAGCAUAUGACCUGGAGAAUUAUGAUGACUCAGACACAUGGGAUCUAAACACGUACGGAGAGACAGAUGAUUUUAAUGACAUGGAUGAGGAGGUUGGGACGCUGGCUCCUCCUCCAGCAGUCACUCAGCCACCUGCUUUAGUUCCUCCAGAGGACUAUGUGGAAGAAGUGACACUGCCUCCCUGUCCGACAAAGUCACUUGUCCCUUCCACUCUAGACUUCCAUGGUCCGGGCCUGUUUGGGCCUGACACAGGCUUAGGGAUGCCCUCCUGCCUGCUGUGUGUGUGCAUCAGUGGCAGUGUGUACUGUGAUGACUCAGAUCUGACUCAGAUUCCCCCUCUCCCCAAAGAAACCACACACUUCUACGCUCGGUUCAACAAGAUCACAGAGGUCAGGGCCACAGACUUCAUCAAUCUCAAUCAGCUGAAACGGAUUGACCUCAGUGGAAACCAGAUACGUAAAGAGAUCAAGGAUGCUUUUCGUUCACUGCUUCAGCUUCAGGAUCUCAUGUUGGCCGACAACAACAUCCAUGUCCUUCCAGAACUCCCAGCUACCCUCAAGCACAUCGAUGUUCGCAAUAACCAGCUGAGGAGUUCAGGUAUGCAUGCAGAGGCCUUUAAGGUACGUAGACAACCAGUAGGAUUUUUAAUGUUUCUGAAAUAAGUCUCUUAUGC